This is a messenger RNA of Talaromyces stipitatus ATCC 10500, 1274 nucleotides long. RefSeq lists its product as uncharacterized. Lineage: Eukaryota; Fungi; Ascomycota; Eurotiomycetes; Eurotiales; Trichocomaceae. The coding region runs from base 1 to 1212 and encodes 403 amino acids. Gene Ontology annotation, cellular component: cytoplasm; late endosome. The transcript is spliced from 2 exons. The record is from RefSeq and is a predicted model, not a curated record. Gene Ontology annotation, biological process: retrograde transport, endosome to Golgi. Gene Ontology annotation, molecular function: oxidoreductase activity.
AUGGCUUCUGAAACGCAACGAAAUAUCGUUAUAAUAGGAGGUGGUAUCAUCGGAUCCUGCUCAGCAUACUACCUUACAAGACACCCAUCCUAUGAUCCAGCAUUACACAAAAUCACGCUUAUCGAAGCAUCCGAAAUCGCAGGCGGCGCAUCUGGGAAAGCUGGAGGUCUACUCGCUUUAUGGGCUUACCCAAGCUCUAUAGUGCCCUUGAGUUACAAAUUACACGCCGAACUCGCCAAGGAGCAUAAUGGGAAGGAUAAUUGGGGUUAUCGAGAAGUCAACUGUGGUCAAUUGAUUGUCAAGGGUCAGGUGAUUGAUAAGAAGAGCAACGCUGAUGACGCCUCUGUUUCUCUACAGAAGCGCGAUGCGGCCGCUAUUGGCAAAUUGAGGGCUGCCGGUAUACCUGCAGGCCUCGAUUGGGUGCUUUCCGAUGGUAUUCGCGGUUACGAGAGUAUGAGUGGACCUGGUGAGACGGCGCAGGUGCAUCCUUACCAAUUUACGACCUCAAUAGCCAAACUCGCCGAGGAGAAAGGCGUCAAUAUUAUCCUGGGCAAAGUAACCAGAAUUAAUCAAGAGGCCGGCGCAGUCCAGUCCGUCACUUUUACGGACAAAGCUUCUGGUGAAGCGCACACGGUACCGGCAACGGAUGUUAUCGUUUCGGCUGGCCCCUGGACGAAAAGAAUAAUCCCUUCGGCGCCUAUAACUGCAACAAGAGCACAUAGUGUAGUCAUCCGGCCGACGAGACCUGUAUCCGCAUAUACAUUGUUCACGAACAUCGAGUUACCCUCGAAACACAAUCCGAAGAGAUCAACGGUCGAGACACCAGAGAUUUACGCGCGCCCCGAUACUACGGUAUAUGCCUGUGGCGACGGAGACCGUGCCGUUCCACUGCCCGAAACAUCAGCAGAUGUCGAAGUAGAUCCCAAACGGUGUCAGGACAUCAUUGAUUCAGUAGGUAGCAUAUCGGAUGAGCUCAGAUUAGGUGAAGUUGUGAAGCAGCAGGCAUGUUAUCUACCGAACGUCGAUGCGCGCGGUGGUGGAGGACCAUUGAUUGGACAUUCGGGGACAAAGGGGCUGUAUGUUGCGACUGGCCAUACGUGCUGGGGUAUUCAGAAUGCUCCUGGGACAGGCAAGCUCAUCAGUGAGUUUGUUUUUGAGGGGGGUGCGAGGAGUGCGAAGAUCGCGGCGCUGGAUCCACAGCGGUUUAUGUAGGCUUUUUGUAUGGAGAUAGAUCAAUCCCUAGAUAAACCAAGUGUUUUCGCUUCUUCUCUUAC